GGGUUGGCAGCCCUGGCAGUGUGUACAUUACCAGGUCCCCGGGCAGGGUUGGCAGCCCUAGCAGUGUUUACAUUACCAGGUCCCCGAGCCGGGUGGCCUCAGUAGUGCACAAGUCGUGGAAGGGUGAGGUGUUGCUCCUCUUCAGGGAAACCUCUCUCGCUGGACCACAUUAAACAGGAAGAAAUAUUCCAUCAACGUCUUCCAAGUCAUCGUGAAGAACAGGAAGCACAAUACUUUAGUGAACUGCAGCUUUAAAUCAAAUUAAACCUUCCUACAAGUAGCAUUUUGAGACCAAAAUAGGAAUACUGACACACGUAGAGUUAAAGGAAGGUCGUGGAGUACACUGAGUGAGAUUACUCACCAGAAUGAGUACAAUUUUUUUUUUUUUUUGUACAAUGUUGCAGAUGAGUGUAGUGAGUGGGAGCAGACCCAGCCACACUGCCUCUCUUAUAUUCCUGCACGGCUCAGGUGGCACUGGUCCUAUGGCAAAAGAAGGAAUAAAGAUGAUAUAUGGCAAAAACUUCAUUUUUCCGCAUAUCCGCAUCUUGUACCCAACUGCUCCGCUGAUACCCUAUACCCCAUCGGCUGGUUGCCUACGGCACGUUUGGUUUAAUAGACACAGUAUAUCACUUGCUGCUCCAGAAGACCUAACAACUAUUGAACCAAUUGCUGAGGAAAUUAACAAACUCAUUGACAAAGAAGUUAAAGAAGGAAUUGAUGUCAAGAGAAUUAUUUUGGGAGGAUUUUCUAUGGGGUCAAGUUUGGCAAUGCAGAUGGGAUAUCGGUUCCGCAGAGAUAUUGGAGGCGUGUUUGUGUUGUCGUCAUUUUUGAACCAGUAUUCCAAGGUGUAUGAGGUCCUGGAUUCUUCGUUAGAUAGUGAUCAUCCCCCGUUGUUCAUGUGUCAUGGAGAAAAGGAUGAUGUUGUGCCUUACACUUGGGGUGAACGCACCUUCGAAGAACUACGGAAGCGAGGAGUAAAAGGAGAAUUUCAUUCAUUCUCCAAUUUGUACCAUAAUAUAAGCAAAGAAGAAUUGGUCAUGUUAAAAGAGUGGAUUCUCAAACAACUUCCGGAUGAUUAAAAAUAUUAAGACAAAA
Messenger RNA from Procambarus clarkii (red swamp crayfish), 1095 nucleotides. Its product is annotated as lysophospholipase-like protein 1. The record is from RefSeq and is a predicted model, not a curated record. Gene Ontology annotation, biological process: protein depalmitoylation. Gene Ontology annotation, molecular function: carboxylic ester hydrolase activity; palmitoyl-(protein) hydrolase activity. Gene Ontology annotation, cellular component: cytoplasm. Lineage: Eukaryota; Metazoa; Arthropoda; Malacostraca; Decapoda; Cambaridae.